AUGCCCAACGGCUCUCUGGAUUCCUUACUCUUCUCAAGUAAUUCCAAAGGUAAACAAAAGGUACUCGACUGGAAGAAUCGAUUUGAGAUCGCUUUAGGCACCGCAAGAGGAUUACUUUAUCUCCAAGAAGAAUGCACAGAUUGCAUCAUUCACUGCGAUGUUAAGCCAGAAAAUAUUCUGCUCGACGCUAAUUUGUCACCGAAGUUGGCGGAUUUCGGGUUGGCAAAGCUUUUGGGUAGAGAUUUCAGCCGCGUCCUGACCACAACGAGAGGAACAAGAGGGUACUUGGCUCCAGAGUGGAUCUCCGGUCUUCCCAUCACUCCCAAGGUUGAUGUAUACAGUUUUGGUAUGAUGCUCUUGGAAAUCAUUUCCGGGCGAAGGAAUAUUGAUUUAACAGCGCAAGAUUUCAGUGAGUAUUACUUUCCAGCGUGGGCUGCAACACAAAUUUAUAAUGGGAACGUGAUUAAUAUUGUGGAGGAGGGUAUUGCAGAGGAGAGAGAUCUGGAGGAGGUGAGAAGAGCAAGUAUUGUAGCGUUGUUAUGCAUUGAACAGGAUGAGGAGGUGAGGCCAAGCAUGGGGCAAGUGGUGCUGAUGCUGGAAGGGAAGAUCCAGCCGCAAAUUCCGCAGAUCCAGUGCUCUACGCUCAUCGACAACCAAGCAGACCGUAGGGUCACUGACAGCAGUAGCGAGAGUUGA
Molecule: messenger RNA, 696 nt
Organism: Cryptomeria japonica (Japanese cedar)
Lineage: Eukaryota; Viridiplantae; Streptophyta; Pinopsida; Cupressales; Cupressaceae
Product: G-type lectin S-receptor-like serine/threonine-protein kinase SD2-2
Exons: 1
Coding region: 1-696 (231 amino acids)
Biological process (GO): protein phosphorylation
Molecular function (GO): ATP binding; protein kinase activity
Source: RefSeq, a predicted model, not a curated record